Messenger RNA from Cyclopterus lumpus (lumpfish), 2058 nucleotides. It is a transcript of the gene timp2b, whose product is annotated as TIMP metallopeptidase inhibitor 2b. Gene Ontology annotation, molecular function: metalloendopeptidase inhibitor activity; protease binding. NCBI's taxonomy places the organism in Eukaryota, Metazoa, Chordata, Actinopteri, Perciformes, Cyclopteridae. Gene Ontology annotation, cellular component: extracellular matrix. Gene Ontology annotation, biological process: negative regulation of endopeptidase activity; negative regulation of membrane protein ectodomain proteolysis. The record is from RefSeq and is a predicted model, not a curated record.
CUGACCUCCACAGCGCCGCCGCAGCUCACUGGCUGAGCCCCCAGCAGGGGAGGAGUCUGCCGGCAGCCUGCGCUCAUAAAACGCGGCUGCUCCCCACCGUAGUGGAAAACAGGUCUGCAGGAGAAAGUCUCUGUGGUCGCGUGCAGCCUUUUACAGGAACGGACAACCCUCUCGUGCCUCGUGCAUCUCACACUCUUGACAAUUUUCCAAGAUGACCUGGACGGCGAACAGUUGUGUAGUGACUCUGGUCAUCCUGUUUCUGUGGCGAGUGGAAGAAAUAGCCGAAGCCUGCAGCUGCUCCCCAGCGCAUCCUCAGCAGGCGUUUUGCAACUCCGACGUCGUUAUCAGGGCAAAGGUAGUUGGAAAGCAGGAGGUUGACGUCGGCAAUGACAUCUACGGGAACCUCAAGCGCUUCAAGUAUGACGUCAAACAAAUCAAGUCGUUCAAAGGUCCCGCCCAGGAUAUUGAUGCCAUCUACACAGCUCCCACCUCUGCAGUGUGUGGCGUGUCUCUGGAACAUAAUGGCAAGGAGUAUCUUAUCACAGGCAAGCUGGAGACUGAUGGGAAGAUGCACAUCAUGUGUGACUUCCUUGAGCCCUGGGAGACCCUGAGCGCCACGCAGAAGAAGAGCCUGACUCAGCGCUAUGAAAUGGGCUGUGAAUGCAAGAUCACCCGCUGCACCUCCAUCCCCUGCAUGAUCAGCAGCCCGGCGGAGUGCCUGUGGACGGACUGGGUGAUUGAGAAGACGGUCAAUGGCGGGCAGGCCAAACACUUUGCUUGCAUCAAGAGGAGUGAUGACUCUUGUGCCUGGUACAGAGGGGCAGCACUGCCUAAAAAGGAUUUCCUGGACAUCGAAGAUCCUUAACUCCACUACUGUCAAAUAGUCUAAAGAUGUCUAAGAUACAAAUACCAAAAACAAAAAUAAAUACAUUUGAUUUUUUUUUUUUUUUGUUAAGACCGCCAUAGGGCAAGUGCUCUGUGGUGAGGUUGUUUUUAUUUACAGGCCUCAUUAUUUUUUUAAUCAACAGUCUUACGAACGCAGCACUUUCAGACACUUAAAUCCUAAAUCCAAAGCACUUCCUCAUAAACCACUUCUCCGUCAGCUGAAAUAAGGGGAUACUCAUCACAAUUGAGUAUUACUGUUCGUGAGCUACACUACUUUUUUUUUAAAGGGAACUAUAAUUCUAUAAUGCAUCACGUGCAUACUAUAACUCAAAGUGUAACAAUUCUGUGAAUCGGUUUGUUCAUAAAUAACAUUAAAUGGCAAUUGGCACCCCGAUUUGUGACAGCAGAGCUAUCACAAGGAACGACCACCUCUUGCCUGUCCUGCUUCAGAUUACUUAUUGUUCCUCUUUAUCUGUGUUUUUUAUUUUAAAUUUAAAAAAAAAAGAUGUGACGAACCUGUUUUGACUAGGCGCAAUCAGUGCUUAUGCUAAUGUUGUCUUUUAAAUAAUCCUGAAUAGACAUAAAUGCACUUUUGAACACAAUUGUCACAGCAGUCAUAUUGUCUCUAAUGAAAAAAUUCUGAGAAGGAGGAUUGAAUUCUCCAUUUUGUAUUUUUUUUUAAAUAUUACAGCUCUUUUUUCUUUUGUAAUGCUUUAGCGUAAGAACCUAUUUUAUUUAAGGAGGUUAUAUGAUUCAUCAUAUUCUAUUGAGAGAGAGAAGAAAAAAAGCCCACAUCGUGAUACUUUUUGUGACAUCAUUGGUAUUGUAUAAAGAGAAGCUCGAGUAUUUUAACAAUAAGCAAAAUACACAUUUUAUGUGCAUUCUAGGUCAAAUUGAUGGUACCUGCCUGACUGCUCGUCCUUUAGGACAGCUGGUUAAAGAUAUCACAACCAAUCAUCCAUUUAAUUGCAGAUCUUAAAAGUGUUGCGGAGAUGCCAUGUGACUUUGAUAAUUAAUACAAGUGUAAAAAGGUUCUUAAUUUGAAACUGUAGUCAAGUAUGAUGUCUUGUGCUGGUUUCACAUGAGACAUUUAAGAUGAUUUUUUUUGCAUGCAUGUCCAGCUGAAACAAUACUGUACAUUUUGACUUACAAUAAAUGUCAAACCCUGAUUGA